GAUCCGGCUACCGGAUCACACAUCUCUAGCAUGUUUAUGUCCUUUUUGUAUUGUCCUAUGUUUUGAUCAUGUUUUGGACUCUACCGAUCCCGUUUGUUAGCGCACUUCCUUGUUUUGUAUUGUCACCAUGGCAACCUAAGUAUGCCUCCUGCACGGACUCAUUACGCACACCUGUUUUGAAUUAUUUGUGUUGUAUUUAAGACCACCUGCUACCUUAGUUCCUCCUGGCUGUUUUGUUUGCUACUUGCAACACGCACGUUGGUUCUUAUUUUUGUAAUCACUAUUGCUAAGUCUCGCCUUAGCUUUGCGUGCGCUCUGCACCUCUAUUCCUGUACUCUGCUCUCGUUGCUAAUUAUUAGCAUAGCUCUCCGUGCAUUCGGCACGCCUUUUCUUUGCAUUUUGUACCAGUAUUAUUUUUGUUUUUGUAUUAAAUCUAAUCUUACCUGCAACUCCUGCCUGUCCUGGUCCUCUUGCAUCCCUGGGGUAGCAACACGCAUCCAUUAUGCCUCGCCAUCGUGUCAGAAAACAGCCAGCACAACGCCGCCUCGCAGUGGACCACCAAAAGUCUUCCCUUCGCCAAGCCGCGAAGACUUUUUCCCCGGACAGCAGCGCGCAGACAACAGCCCAGUACUCUUCCCUGAGGUUUGGAAGUUUUGUUUUUUCUCCAUAUUCCAACCACUCUUCCGACUGGGCUGUAAGGCCAGGGCAUACCUCCGGCCCACCGGUCCAUCACGGUGACGUCAUUUCGUCAACGCCCCCUGGUGACUCAAUACCACCCCCUGUCGAUGAUAUUUUUUCUGAGGAUUUUUAUAUUGUUGAGUCUUAUUCUCAACCUGUUUCAAAUAUUGACUAUGAUUUUUUGGACUCUAUAGACACAACUAAGUUCUAUACAGAUGUUAUUUCUAGAUGCAAACUAAGGCAACAUGAGCUACCUACUUUUCUUCCUCCACCUGUGUUUCCCCCGGUCAAGCCACUAAGGCCACCUAGACCUCCUCCACCGACUUUUCGACUCGCUAGUCCACUACCUCCAGUGCGCCCUCCACCACCGGUGUUCAAGCCUAGUCCCAGUCCUGGUCCGACUUCUGGCCAACAUUGUAGAUCAACUCGUAGACUGAGUCGUAGUCCGAGUCCUAGCCCAAGUCCUUGCUCAAGUCAUUCUCUUAAUGGUAGUCCAAGUCCCGGUCCCAGUUACGUACCUUCGUGUAGUCUUGAUCGUAGUCCGUGUCCUAAUUCCCCUCGUGGUCUUAGUCCUCACAGUAACCCUAGUCCUUGCCCAAAUUCUUGUCCGAGCCCCAGUGUCACUGUAAGUCCUAGUCUUUGUCCAAGUCCUUGCCCGAGCACCAGUAUGAUUGUAAGUCCCAGUCCUUGCCCUAGGUUGACCUCAAGUCCUAGUUCCUGCCCAAGCCCUGGUUCGACUGUAAGUCCUGGUCCUUGCCCAAGUCCUUAUAAAAGCACUAGUUUGAUUGUAAGUACUGGUCCUCACACAAGUCCUUGCCCAAGUCCUAGUGUUAGUCUAAAUCCUCAUAGUAGUCCUAGUCCUCCUCUCUGCCAGUCUCUUAGUGCUCCUCGGCUGACGCCGACACCUGCUCCUCGGCUGACGCCGACACCUGCUCCUCGGCUGACGCCGACACCUGCUCCUCGGCUGAAGCCGACACCUGCUCCUCGGCUGAAGCCGACUCCUGCUCCUCGGCUGAAGCCGACCCCUGCUCCUCGGCUGAAGCCGACUCCUGCUCCUCGGCUGAAGCCGACUCCUGCUCCUCGGCUGAAGCCGACUCCUGCUCCUGAUCUGCGGCCGGCCUCUACACCUGAUCCGCUGCCGGCCUCUGCACCUGAUCCGCUGCCGGCAUCCGCACCUGAUCCGCUGCCGGCAUCCGCACCUGAUCCGCUGCCGGCAUCCGCACCUGCUUCCCUGCCGGCAUCCGCACCUGCUUCCCUGCCGGCAUCCGCACCUGCUUCCCUGCUGGCAUCCACACCAGCAUUGGUGCCUGCUUCGGUUGCAGCCCCCGCGCCUUCGUCUGCUGCUGCCAAGCCUAGUCCUCCUCCACGUCGGCCACGGGUGUGGCCGUACCCUGGGCGUCCGCCUCAGCAGGCGCGUCCACCUCCACUCCGGCCACGGGUGUGGCCGUACCACGGGCGUCCCCCUCAACGGGUGCGUCUACCUCAACUCCGGCCACGGGUGUGGCCGUACCACGGGCGUCCCCCUCAACGGGUGUGCCCACCUCCACAAUGGCCACGGCUGUGGUCCUACCCCGGGCGUCCUCCUCGUAGGACGUGCUCGGGUCUUCGUCAGCAACUAAAGUGGCCUCUGCGGGUUCGCCCGCCUGGACUGUUGUGGCAGCGACGUUCGAUCCGCCGCCGCCACCUAGCGUGUCCUCGGUGGAUCCGGGGACACAGGACUUAUCGACCCUCCACCAGGUCCUCCCUCCACCCUCCCUUCAUUUUCAGACUGUCUCAUUGUGGGAGAGGGUUCUCUUUAUUGCUGUUUUUUUUUGGGGGGCAUCUGGGAUCUGCCCCUUAAGGGGGGGGUAAUGUUGUGAUCCGGCUACCGGAUCACACAUCUCUAGCAUGUUUAUGUCCUUUUUGUAUUGUCCUAUGUUUUGAUCAUGUUUUGGACUCUACCGAUCCCGUUUGUUAGCGCACUUCCUUGUUUUGUAUUGUCACCAUGGCAACCUAAGUAUGCCUCCUGCACGGACUCAUUACGCACACCUGUUUUGAAUUAUUUGUGUUGUAUUUAAGACCACCUGCUACCUUAGUUCCUCCUGGCUGUUUUGUUUGCUACUUGCAACACGCACGUUGGUUCUUAUUUUUGUAAUCACUAUUGCUAAGUCUCGCCUUAGCUUUGCGUGCGCUCUGCACCUCUAUUCCUGUACUCUGCUCUCGUUGCUAAUUAUUAGCAUAGCUCUCCGUGCAUUCGGCACGCCUUUUCUUUGCAUUUUGUACCAGUAUUAUUUUUGUUUUUGUAUUAAAUCUAA
Nerophis ophidion (straightnose pipefish) is the source of this 2972-nucleotide messenger RNA. RefSeq lists its product as uncharacterized. The transcript is spliced from 2 exons. The coding region runs from base 503 to 2518 and encodes 671 amino acids. NCBI's taxonomy places the organism in Eukaryota, Metazoa, Chordata, Actinopteri, Syngnathiformes, Syngnathidae. The record is from RefSeq and is a predicted model, not a curated record.